AUGAGAAUCCAUUUCAUCUUAACUAUUUCGAUUAUUGUGACUUUAGCACACUGUGAAAAAAUAAUUAACGUGGGAGAGCCUUUGUAUUUAACACCAUACAUUGAAAAUGGUGAUAUUGAAACAGCAAAGAAAUUAGCUUUGGUUAAUUUAAAAGAUGCCGAAAACAUUACCAGCUAUGCAGGAUUGUUUACAGUAAAUAAAACAUAUGAUUCCGUCUUAUUUCAUUGGUAUUUUGUAUCUGAAAAUGAUCCCGAAAACGCACCAGUACUAUUUUGGUUGAAUGGUGGUCCAGGAACAUCUUCAUUACUUGGAUGCCUUCAAGAAAAUGGACCUUUUGAAGUGACUGGCGAUUUGAAUAUAAAAUUCCGAGAGUUUUACUGGACAAAAAAUCAUCAUGUUAUAUAUAUUGAGAGUCCGGUACGUACUGGAUAUAGUACAACAGCAACUGAGGACGGAAUGGCAAAAAGUUUGGAAGAUGUUUCUGAAAAUUUACAUAAAGCAUUAUUACAGUUCUUUGAAAUGUUUCCAAAUUUAAAGACCAAUGAUUUUUUUAUUACCGGUGAAUCGUUUGCUGGUAAAUGGAUACCAUCAUUGGGACAUCAAAUAUUAUCAAAAAAACAAAUAAAGAAUUUUAAAGGAGUUGCAAUAGGAAAUGGAAUAACUGAUUCUAUCCAAGGUUUUGGAAUUGGAGAUUAUUUGUAUCAACAAGGAUUUAUUGACGAUGAACAAUUAGAACUGUUUCAUGAAAAAGAAAAAGAAUGCGAAAGUGCUUUACAAAAUGUUCCUCAUGGUGCAAAAAAUGAAUCCGAACUUCUUGUAUGCCGGCAAAUAAUCGAUCCUUUUGAUAACAAAACCGUAUUCGCUAACACAACCGGUUACACUCAUAAUUAUAAUUUAUUGAUAUCCAGACAAAUUGUGAGUAAUGCUAAUCGAGAAGUAUAUUUACAGCUACCAGAAAUUCGGGAAGCUCUUCAUGUUGGAAACUUAACACGAUGGGGAAACUUUUCAGAUCACGCAAGUAUUCAAGAACAUUUAGGAGUUUCCAUGGUCCAAUCAGAGAAACCACAUGUUGAAGAGAUGUUAAAUAAUAAUUAUCAAGUUUUAAUUUAUAAUGGACAGUUAGAUGUUCAAGUACCAUACAUUACGACCGUCAACUAUAUUAAAAAGUUAAAUUUUACGCAUAGCAAAGAUUAUAAAAAGGCAUCACGUAAAAUUUGGUUACUUGAUGAUCAAGUCGCUGGAUAUAUUAAGAAGGCUGGUAGUUUAACUGAAGUUAUGGUUGUGGGAAGUGGUCAUAUGGUACCCACAGAUCAACCAAAACGUGCCUUCGAAUUGAUUACGAAUUUCACUAGAUAUUUAUUAGAUUAAUAUUUAUAUAUGUA
Chrysoperla carnea is the source of this 1382-nucleotide messenger RNA. RefSeq names its product venom serine carboxypeptidase-like. Gene Ontology annotation, biological process: proteolysis. The transcript has a single exon. Lineage: Eukaryota; Metazoa; Arthropoda; Insecta; Neuroptera; Chrysopidae. Gene Ontology annotation, molecular function: serine-type carboxypeptidase activity. The record is from RefSeq and is a predicted model, not a curated record. The coding region runs from base 1 to 1368 and encodes 455 amino acids.